GAGUCUUCAAUAUUCGUGUUGCUUUUCGCAACCACUGAAUACCAUCUGGCAUUAAGCAGCAGCUUCCACAUGGCUCCGUAUUGUGAAAAACUGAUUUCUACCAAGGUUCCAUUUGUUUAUUUUGGCAAACGGCCUGAAGCAGACAUGGUCGAAAAUAACAUGGAAAAGAAAGUAAAUGAAACACUGGUUCGAAGAACAUAUGAAAUCUUCAUUGGACUUGAAGAUGCUGAUGACGCUACGAGAUCUGCUCUGCUCGAUUUCAGUAUGCACAUGGCUGGGAUGAACGUCGAUUCGGCGUACAAGUCUCUUCAGAACAUAACGAACAAAGCGGUUUGGAUGAGCCUGGCAAGAAUGUGCGUGAUAACGGAACGCCUCGACAUGGUCAUGCUGUGCUUAGGAAAGAUGCAAAAUGCUAUGGCUGCUAGGGCAGUGCAGCAGAGUAUGCUGAAGGAAAAGCAGCCAAAACUUCACUUGGCUGAAUUAGCAGUGCAACUAGAAAUGAUAAGUUGUCAAUUCUGUGUUUGCCUGUUGAAGGACCACGCAGUGAAACUACUAACCGAGUGUCAACGCUACGAUGUUCUCAACCGGUUAUAUCAAGCUCGAAAUGACUGGACCAAAGCAAUUGAAAUAGCAGAAAAAUAUGACCGCAUACACUUGAAGAAUACUUAUUACGCGUAUGCAAAACAUCUGCAGUCCAGUGAGGAGUGGGAAGCAGCAGUGGAAUACAACGACAGAAACCUCCUUCACUGGUGGGCGAGAUACCUUGAAAGUCUUGGUGAUAUUAAAGCUGCAAAAAAGUAUUAUCAAAAAGUAGAAGACACGCAGUCGGUGGUUCGUCUUCUGUGCCAUAUAGAAGAACAUGAUACAGCAAUGAAGGUUGCUAUGGAUACUAAGAAUAAAGCAGCCUGCUUUUAUCUUGCACAAUAUUAUGAAAAUGCAAAUCAAAAAGAAACUUCACUGAAGUUUUACACGUUGGCCGAAUCAUACGGUAACGCAAUACGGAUUUGCAAGGAGGUUGGCAUGGUAGACGAAAUAACACAGCUUGCGAUGCUUGGUACGAAAAAAGAUAUGAUUGAUGCCGCUAAAUUUUACGAAGAAGAGGGGCUUCACGUGGAUCAGGCAGUUAUGUUGUACCAUAAAGCUGGCAUGUUUGCGAAGGCGUUGGACUUGGCGUUCAGUACCGGCGAGCUGAGUGCCUUGAAUCUCAUUGCGGUCGAAGUUAACGAUAAAAUGGAUCCAGCGAUUUUGAAACGGUUUGCCGAGUUCUUUAUACAAAAUCAUCAAUAUCUGAAAGCCGUUCAGGCAUUGGCUAAUGCCAGACAGGCAUAUAACACACAGAGGAUUGAAAUAAUUUGUUUAAAUUUGACAACGCUUUCAGAAUUUUUACCUCAUGCUGCAACCCGCAAUGAGCUGCUGAAGAAGUUGGCUGAUUAUUGCACCCAGCAGGGUCAAUACUACAAUGCGGCAAAGAAGUACAUUCAGAGCGGUAACGAAAUUCUGGGCAUGAAAGCGUUACUGAGGUCCGGAGACAAGGACAAAAUUGUCUUCUUUGCAAACACAGCACGCUCCAGGGAAAUUUACAUCAUGGCAGCAAAUUAUUUGCAAACCUUGAACUGGAAAGCGCAUCCGGACAUAAUGAACAACAUUGUUCUAUUUUACAAACGUGGACGUGCCAUGGAUCUUUUAGCCAGCUUUUACAAAUUUAACACACAGCGCCAUCAGCCGCACUAUGAGUUGUUUUUCACCUGGGGUCUCGCAAUGGCACUCGCGCCUAGCCACAACAAUGCCCUGGUGCACGCAGCACACAUGUCAAAUGCGGCAAACAUCGAGAUCGAAGAAUGCCAAAACUAUGAACAUGCCAUGUCUGCCUUAUAUCAAGCAUUAGAGUACUUGGAAAAGUCAGGAGAAGCAUCGGCAAGCGACAACACAAGAGUUCUGCGACAAGAAAUACAUGGAAGAAUAUCAACGAUCAAGAAAUUCACUGACCUCAAAAAGUUACUUGAAACUAACAGAAGCGAAGCGAUCGUACGACUUGUCGACAUGACUGGCACAAAGGGCGAAGAGACAACGGUGAAAGUCAGAGAUAUUUACGCUCUAUUAAUCAACGACUGCUUGCGGAACAACGAGUCUGAAAAGGUAAAAAGUACUUGCAAACUAUCAACUUUUUAUGCAACGGAUCUUAUCAACUGGUUCGUCCCGGGACUCAUGCAGAGGAGGAAUGAGGCAUGUUUUUUGACGUUUAAAGCAACGGUUAAGUGAAU
Molecule: messenger RNA, 2261 nt
Organism: Soboliphyme baturini
Lineage: Eukaryota; Metazoa; Nematoda; Enoplea; Dioctophymatida; Soboliphymatidae
Source: the annotation of a GenBank genome assembly